CACGCAGUGAAGUGAAUGUCCUGACGAGAUCAUAACACUGGCUGUGGAAGACGGACUGGCUCUCUGCAGAACACAUACUCCGGAGAGAACACUAUUACUACAACAAGUGAAGAAUCAAGAUGGAGACUGUUCAGGAACGCAAGCCAAAAAGGCCACACUACAUUCCACGACCACCGGGCAAGCCCUUCAAGUACCAGUGUUUCCAGUGUCCUUUCACCUGCAAUGAAAAGUCCCAUCUUUUCAACCACAUGAAAUACAACUUGUGUAAAAACUCAAUCUCGCUGAUGUCACAGAAAACUGGGCAUACAGCUCGACAGGCCAAAGCUGUGGCAAAGGGGGUCCCCAUCAUAUCCAAGGAUUGUGCAAGUCCAGCGCAGGCAGGUUUAAACGACAGCCUUGAGAAACAGGGAGCUGACGAGAACAAAGCGGAGAGCAGAGAAAAUACAGAAGAAAUAGAUGUGGGGUGUGACAGUCCGGUGAAUAAGGACAGUCGGAAUGUGACAACACCAAAUCCAUCUACAGAGAGUGAAAAAAGAGACAGUGAUGAAGCCAAGUCUUUGCCACGCCCAUCUGCCUUCUCCCCUGUUACACCCAACCGUGAUGGAACAGACGCCUUCAAGUCAUCUGUGCAGCAAUCAGAGGAUUCACAGUCCCCAACUCCAACUUUUAACCAUCCAAGUUUACAAUGGGGCACAAUUUCAUCAUCCAUCCCCCUAAAACCAUUACCCCCUCCCAUGGUUCCUGAAUACCCAACUUAUCUCAUGCCAGACCGGUCCCCGUAUCCACCCUACUACUUUGCAGGAAAUCCCCACACAAACGAGCCAAAUGCUUCUUCUUUCCAGCCAGAGUUUCUGGACCCCCAAAGGCCUUUGGUGCCACAACCAAUUGCCCCACCUCACACUUCCCUCUUUCCAGCAUACACAUACAGAUACUGCCACCCUCUUCACCCGCCCACCCCUCUACACUAUGCCCUGUAUAGACCACAUGAGCUCUCCAUGCCAAUUACAGGACCCAGAUAUAUUCCUCUGGAGUUGUAUGACCCAAAUUUUAGGUCCAAGGAUUAUGAUGUAUACCUGCAUUCAGGGCCGAGACACAACAGCUUCAACACAUCUGCACAAGAGCAGAGCAAGCAUGGACAGAGUGGAGACAAAGCAACCAGACAAAGCCCUAAAGAGGGAUGUUCAGCUUUGGGCUCCCCCGACAGGCCGAGCCAUGCACACACCAUCCAGAGAGAUACAGAGGCACUGAACUAUACCAGCAUUGGUGUGACACAAACAACUCCCCAAUUAGGACACACAGCUUCUGACUUAAGACAAGAGGAGUCUUCAGAGAGUUUGCCACAUUUAAGUAAUCAGCAUGUGGACAGAAGGUCCUCAGAGAGCAGAAGUUAUUCAUCCAUGUCCGUCUCAGAGCCAUGUCCUGAAACCAUGUCAGAACAAGAUGAUAAGGACAGCAGAGUAGAUCUGGCUCCCCUAAAUCUCUCAACAAGAAAACAGGAUAAAGAAAAUAGCCCAUCUGAACACAGACUGAGGUAUUCCGACACAUUAAAGGGGGAGAUGUUGCCUCUGAACCUCAGUCUUCGACCGUCUUACAGCAGCCCUGACGAUCAGCUGAGGCCAGACAAUGAGCUGGAGGAAGAGCCAUGUGACCAGAGGCAGACUGCAGCACUGGCACUGUGUCAGCUAGCAAUUGCAGGCUCUGCUGUCUCGUCGUGUGACUUCAGCACUGCAGUCGUGCCCUCAUAUGACUGCACAGAUGCUCGAAGCCCGAGCUCUCCUGAUGACACUAAGCAUAAGGUAACUGGCAUGAAAAGAGCAAACAGGGGUGAGUCUGAAAACCACUGCCAUAAACCAAAUAAGCAAGCAAGAGCUCCACGACGGGUUCUGAGGAGGAGGCCUCGCUGAUGCUGACAAAGUAUCUCUCACCUGGACAAAUGUAAGCCCCAGCGUAUUGAAUAUCAAUAUUAAAAAGUAUGAAUAAAGCACUGAAUGAUUAGAUCUAGUUCUUGUCAGAAGAGAAGCAACAUAUCUACAGAACUGCCACAAGAACAACUACUGAAAAACUGAAAAUGUUGUCACAGGUAUAUGUACAUUAUGUUUUGUUACACUUGAUUUAAAGAGGUGAAAAGCAUUUUUUUAAGGGUUCUUAUUAUUUAAACGUGGACACUUUUGUAAUAUAAAUGUUUACACUGUGAGAUGUGGUAAUGCACUGUAAAUGUAAAACAU
Molecule: messenger RNA, 2225 nt
Organism: Solea senegalensis (Senegalese sole)
Lineage: Eukaryota; Metazoa; Chordata; Actinopteri; Pleuronectiformes; Soleidae
Product: zinc finger protein 750-like
Exons: 3
Coding region: 120-1904 (594 amino acids)
Biological process (GO): positive regulation of transcription by RNA polymerase II; epidermis development
Cellular component (GO): nucleus
Molecular function (GO): DNA-binding transcription activator activity, RNA polymerase II-specific; promoter-specific chromatin binding; RNA polymerase II cis-regulatory region sequence-specific DNA binding
Source: RefSeq, a predicted model, not a curated record